UGAAUAUACCUUAAUACCUCCCCCGCCACAGACAGCCCAAUCAGUCGAUACAGGAGGCGGCCUUAUGCAGUUUGUUCGGAGACAGGCAUUUAGUUGAGCACCGAUAUAAUGAUAGCCUGCAAACGACCUUUGGUUUACUUUAGCUAGUUAACAUUAACUUUGUACUUACUAACUCCUCACAAUUGUUCCUGCAGUGGCAAACGAUUGAAUGAUAAACAAUUAAAGGUUUGAGAAUGAUUACAUUUGCAUCUGGAAGACGCAUAAUUCCUGGGUUUCCAGUUUGGAGAUGUCUUCGGCAGACAAUCGGAGCGCCACAUAUCAGAACCAAAGCUCAGCUGCCGUUUCACUCCAGAGUCUCCUCCGAGUUAACGCCAUCCAGACUAACUCCCACGAACAGAUUGUUGAGCAUCGGGCCUGUGAGCUGGCCGGUCUCGCGUCUCUGCCACAGGGAUUCACAAAGCACCUCGGAGAGAGGCGACAGCAAAGAUGGUUUCAGUUUGAGGGCCCUCACCCAGGCUCCCACGCCAGCUCUUUACCUCGGUUUCUCUGGGCUCAUCCCUUUCCUGUCUGUUCCUGUCCUGAUGGCUGCCACACAGUCCUUCUACCCUGAACUGGCAUAUGCUCAAGUGGUUUAUGGAGCCUCUGUCGUCUCCUUCCUGGGAGGUGCCCGCUGGGGGUUUGCCAUCCCUGCCGGUAGUCCUGCUCAGCCUGACUGGAUGAACUUGGGCAACAGUGUGGUGCCGUCCCUUCUGGCUUGGCUGGCACUGCUCUGCAGGGACAAUAUUGCAGAGGGAGCCCUGGUAGUUAUUAUGGGACUGGGUCUCUCUCUGCACUUUGACCUGACCCUGCUGCCUGGCUACCCUUCCUGGUUCAAAGCCAUGCGAACUCUCCUCACUCUGGUCGCCACCUUCUCACUAGUGGCUACCCUGACAAUGAAAAAACUCUGCACUGAGAAGAACUUUAAAGACUUUCAGAACUAAUAACAGUGGACACUGUGAAAUUUAAUGCAGCUAAGCAGAUAUUCUGGUUUGUUCAUUCAGCACAACGCAGUCAUUUUGAUACCUCUAAUAUUUUUUAUAUACUUUGGGACAAAUGUGACAUGUAUAGAUGUAGUAUAUCAUUUAGAAACCGAAUAAGGACAGUAGCAAAAUAGGCACAUACUUUUCCAGUUAGUUUAAAAUGUAGAACAAGACAGACUUUGAAAUGAAACAUUUAUCAGAAAAUAUUUGCAAAAUCAUUCUUUGCUGAAAAGAGACUUGACACAAAAAACCCUUAUUGAAAUGUGUUUGAAUGACAAUUUUUCAUUUGCAGCUUGGUCAAUAAACAUUGGACUAUU
Messenger RNA from Pseudoliparis swirei, 1336 nucleotides. Its product is annotated as transmembrane protein 69-like. The record is from RefSeq and is a predicted model, not a curated record. Lineage: Eukaryota; Metazoa; Chordata; Actinopteri; Perciformes; Liparidae. The coding region runs from base 234 to 980 and encodes 248 amino acids. The transcript is spliced from 3 exons.